AAAAUCUUACCGGCAUUAGGCAUAUACCCUAUUGGCCCAAAUACCUAAAAGUAGGACAAAUAUCAAUAUGUAGAUAUAUAUAUAUAUGACGAGCGAAGUCCACUAAAAGAAACAGAACAUCACAUCAUGUCUUCCUCUCGAACACAACCCUCUUCUUCUUCCGGUACUUCUUCUUCAGUUUGGCAACUCCAAUACAUGAAGGUCCACUUCUUCACCAAGAUUCGUUGCCUUUUGAAAUCCAAAGCAUCCACCCGCAAACGCAACGUUCAAGCCUCACCUGAGAAAUCAAGAAACCAUCAAGAUUCCGAGAAGGUGGCCGCCCUCCCGGAAGCAGUAGUAUCUAAGCAACCAGAAGAUGAGAAUGAGGAGGUUGUGUUGCAGAGAACGGUGAAGAAGCUUCACUUCGGAAGCUGGGAAGAGAAGGAGAAAGCUGCCAACGAGAUCGAGAAACUUGCCCGAGAAGACAGGAAGACUCGGAAGCUGAUGGCUGAGCUCGGUGUUAUUCAGGUUCUUGUUUCUAUGGUGGCUUCUAAUGUCUCCGGCCAUCAGAGAGCUGCCGUCAAUGCUCUUAUUCAGCUUUCUCAUGGAACCUACACGAACAAGGCACUGAUGGUGAGCGCCGGAAUAUGCUCAAAGCUACCUAAUGAUGUUGAAGUUCUCGACCAAUCAACAAGACAUGGCUUCACGGAGCUUCUGCUUUCACUUUCGUCUCUAACAAUCACACAAUUACCAGUUGCUUCGUCACGGAUUCUACCAUUCUUAAUGGACACAAUGAACUCAGACUCAACAGACAUGAAGACCAAAGAGAUGUGUCUAGCCACCAUAAACAAUCUCUGUCUCGUGUUGGAAAACGCAGGGCCAUUGGUCUUAAGCGGGGCAGUGCAGACACUCCUAAGCCUAAUGUCAGCUAAAGACUUGUCAGAGAAGGCACUAGCGAGUCUAGGGCAAUUGGUAGUGACUCAAAUGGGUAAAAAGGCAAUGGAGGAAUGUUUGGCUGUGCCCAAAGAUUUGAUAGAGAUUUUAACAUGGGACGAUAAACCAAAAUGCCAAGAAUACUCGGCAUAUAUCUUGAUGGUAUUAGCUCAUCAGAGUUGGAGCCAGCGCGAGAAAAUGGCCAAGUCAGGUAUUGUGCCGGUUCUUCUUGAAGUGAGCUUACUUGGGAGUCCUUUGGUUCAAAAGAGGGCGGUAAAACUUUUGCAGUGGUUUAAGGAUGAGAGAAAUGUACGGGUGGGUCCUCAUUCGGGUCCACAAACAGGUUGGGUGAGUCCUGAGAUGGGAUCUCCAAUGAGUCCGAGGUCAGGGGAAGAAGGUAAGAAGAUGAUGAAGAAUCUUGUGAAACAGAGUUUGUACAAGAACAUGGAGAUGAUAACUCGAAGAGGGAAUGUUGAUAUGGAGAGUGAAAGUUGUAGGCUUAAGUCUUUAAUCAUCAGCACAAGCUCUAAAAGCUUGACUUAUUGAUCUUUAUUUUGUGUUCUCAUAUUGCUAUAUAAAGUGGUUAGGGAGUGUCUUGCUCUGAACACAGAUUUACUUAUACAAGUGAAUUAAAAAGGGAGAAAAGAGAAGUGCAAUUGCCAAAAUAUGAAACGCUUUUAGAGAUCCAUUGGAGACGAGACAUCACCUUUUCUUCUCUUGUCGUAAUUCAGCUGAAAUCUGGAAAAUGCUAGUGCAUGGUCUGCUUCAAACACGAUUCAUUUCUCAUUGGGAUCAAGUUCUGCUUCUCAUCGUCGACAAAAAGUUAACCUCGACAAAUCCUGUUUUUCGAAUAUAAUAUUUUCAAGCUACCAUUCAUUACCUUUGGCGAGAGAUGAACUCGCAACGUCAUGGAGAAAUCUCUACUGCCCCGAGAACUCUCACCAAACAUGUUCGAAAUAGAAUGUCUUCAAUCAGGAUCGCGGAUUGGAUGGUUCAUUUCAGAAUCGGUUCGCUUCCAGAAGAAAUAUAAGUAGCUCUAAUAGUUAGAUUUCUUUAAGAACUUUUAUAUCUAAGUUGCACUCGACGUAAAAGCUUUUUCUUGUUUCAAUAAAUUUUGUAUUUAAUUAUUAAAACAAAAACAAAAAAAUGAAAUGCAUGAUUGUGCCUUUGUAGUAG
This is a messenger RNA of Camelina sativa (false flax), 2088 nucleotides long. Its product is annotated as U-box domain-containing protein 45-like. Lineage: Eukaryota; Viridiplantae; Streptophyta; Magnoliopsida; Brassicales; Brassicaceae. Gene Ontology annotation, molecular function: protein binding. The record is from RefSeq and is a predicted model, not a curated record.